UUAAGAUUGUGUGACAUUUUGCUUUUUAGGGUGUAUUAAUGGUCGGCCCUCCAGGUACGGGGAAAACCAUGUUAGCCAAAGCCGUGGCCACAGAAUGUGGGACCACUUUCUUCAACGUGUCCUCCUCCACGUUGACCUCCAAAUACAGGGGCGAGUCGGAAAAACUUGUCCGUCUUCUGUUUGAAAUGGCCCGAUUUUAUGCGCCAACGACCAUCUUUAUAGACGAGAUCGACUCCAUCUGUGGCAGGAGAGGAACAUCUGAUGAACACGAAGCCAGCCGCAGGGUUAAAUCUGAACUUCUUAUUCAGAUGGAUGGUGUUGGGGGAGCCCUGGAGGGUGACGACCCCUCUAAGAUGGUGAUGGUCCUGGCUGCCACAAACUUCCCUUGGGACAUUGAUGAAGCUUUGCGACGACGGCUGGAAAAGCGGAUCUACAUCCCUCUGCCCUCAGCUGUUGGUCGUGUCGAGCUUCUAAGGAUCAACCUGAGAGAGGUGGAUUUGGCUACAGACGUAAAUCUGGACCUCAUUGCUGAGAAGAUCCAGGGCUAUUCUGGAGCAGACAUCACCAACGUCUGCAGGGACGCCUCCAUGAUGGCGAUGCGUCGUCGAAUCCAAGGCCUGAGCCCCGAGGAGAUCCGAGCUCUGUCCAAAGAAGAGCUGCAGAUGCCCGUGACCAUGGAGGACUUCACACUGACACUCAAGAAGAUCUCAAAGUCUGUUUCUGCUGCAGACCUGGAAAAAUACGAUGCCUGGAUGGCUGAGUUUGGGUCAGUAUAGAGAUCGGUGGUGAUUAGAGCAAGAGGGGCAAAAACCGUGAGAGGAGGACUGAUAGCUUUGAAAAUAUUAAAGGCCUUGAAAAGCA
Messenger RNA from Pundamilia nyererei, 861 nucleotides. Its product is annotated as katanin p60 ATPase-containing subunit A-like 1. Gene Ontology annotation, molecular function: ATP hydrolysis activity; ATP binding. Bases 39 to 776 code for a protein of 245 amino acids. NCBI's taxonomy places the organism in Eukaryota, Metazoa, Chordata, Actinopteri, Cichliformes, Cichlidae. Gene Ontology annotation, cellular component: microtubule cytoskeleton. The record is from RefSeq and is a predicted model, not a curated record. Gene Ontology annotation, biological process: microtubule severing. The transcript has 5 exons.